Messenger RNA from Oncorhynchus masou masou (cherry salmon), 3401 nucleotides. RefSeq names its product pyruvate dehydrogenase phosphatase catalytic subunit 1 (gene pdp1). Gene Ontology annotation, biological process: protein dephosphorylation. The transcript is spliced from 9 exons. Bases 149 to 1723 code for a protein of 524 amino acids. Gene Ontology annotation, molecular function: cation binding; [pyruvate dehydrogenase (acetyl-transferring)]-phosphatase activity. The record is from RefSeq and is a predicted model, not a curated record. Gene Ontology annotation, cellular component: mitochondrion. Lineage: Eukaryota; Metazoa; Chordata; Actinopteri; Salmoniformes; Salmonidae.
GAGCUGGAGAGGGAUGCAGGAGGGUGGGUAGCGUAGGAAAACGAAAUAGUAAACUCUGAGAAUACGGUGUAGGAGUGUUGGUGGUGCUCUGAGAGAGUGUGUGUGUGUGGCGGUGCUCUGAGAGUGUGUGUGCCCAGAGCGAGCCACCAUGCCCGUGACAUCACAGCUGUUCCGAGGCUUCCCUCGAGCGAAGCUCUGGGGUUCCUCCCUGUUCCCAUGCCAACGCCAGCUCCCCUGCUGCCCCACCACCCACCGGCCCACCUCGUCGCAGCCCCACCCCAUAUGGACGAUAGCCAUGCCCGUGCGUGGCUAUAGGAGGAGCCCUGACCUCCACAGCUACAAUCUCACCCCCCCACAGGUCAACUCAAUCCUCAAGGCCAACGAGUACAGCUUCAAGGUUCCAGAGUUUGAUGGUAAGAAUGUGUCGUCGGUGAUGGGGUUCGACAGUAACCAGCUGCCUGCCAACGCACCCAUCGAGGACCGGCGCAGCGCUGCCACCUGUCUGCAGACGCGGGGGAUGCUGCUGGGAGUGUUCGACGGCCAUGCGGGCUGUGCCUGUGCACAGGCGCUGAGUGAGAGGUUGUUCUACUACGUAGCCAUGUCCUUGAUGCCCCAUGAGACCCUGUGUGAGCUGGAGGCUGCAGUAGAGGCAGGCAGGCCCCUCAGCCCCAUCCUGCAGUGGCACAAACACCCCAACGACUACUUCACCAGGGAGGCACAGACUAUGUACUUCAACAGCCUCAGAACCUACUGGCAGGAACUCAUAGACCUCAGCAGUCCAGGGGAGAGCCUAGGGCCCAGAGAGGCGUUGCUGAGUGCCUUUAAGAGACUGGACAGUGACCUGUCUCUGGAGGCUCAGGUGGGAGACGCCAAUUCCUUCCUCCACUACUGGGUUCUGAGAGUGGCCUUCUCUGGAGCGACUGCCUGCGUAGCUCACAUCGAUGGAUCCGACCUGUAUGUAGCGAACACGGGUGACGGCCGGGCGGUGCUGGGGGUCCAGGAGGAGGACGGCUCGUUCAGCGCUCACACGCUCUCCAACGACCACAACGCCCAGAAUGAGAACGAGGUGGCCCGCAUCCAGGGGGAACACCCCCCCUCUGAGAAGAAGACAGUCGUACGACAGGACCGGUUGUUGGGCCUGCUGAUGCCGUUCCGUGCGUUUGGAGAUGUGAAGUUCAAGUGGAGCAUUGACUUGCAGCGAGGUGUGUUGGAGUCAGGACCAGACCAGCUCCAUGACAACGAACACACCAAGUUCAUCCCCCCCAAUUACCACACCCCUCCCUACCUCACGGCCGAGCCUGAGAUCACACACCACCGCCUCCGACCUCAGGACCGCUUCCUGGUGCUGGGUACAGACGGGCUGUGGGAGACGCUCCAUCGACAGGAGGUGGUCCGGAUCGUAGGGGAGUAUCUAACGGGGGUCCACCAGCGCCAGCCCCUCACCGUGGGGGGUUACCAUGUCACCCUGGGACAGAUGCAGGGGCUGCUGGCUGAGAGGAAGGCCCGUGCCUCCUUGGCGUUCCAGGACCAGAACGCUGCCACCCACCUGAUUCGCCACGCGGUGGGCAACAAUGAGUUUGGAGCAGUGGACCACGAGACGCUGUCCAAGAUGCUGUCUCUGCCUGAGGAACUGGCCCGCAUGUACCGCGAUGACAUCACCAUCAUCAUCACACAGUUCAACCCCCACGUGGUUGGACACCAGCGCCAAGGGGGGGAGUCCUGAGCCAGCUCAGCCUAUCAGAGGGGAACGUGGACAUGAACAGGAAGUUUACUUCCUAGGAGGAAAAACACUGAUGUGAGGACUGGGUCUUGCUACAGACACAUGGUUGAGCUCUAACCUUUAUUUCACCAAACGCGCACAAAACAUACUGGACUAACCCUGCAGAGGGAGGACUGCCUACCUUCGGACUCCUUAUUUUAGGAUUGUUAUUGAAGAGGUGCGUGUACAGUAUGUGCACAUGUGAGCACACAGUCCUGGUCAUGUGGAUUGUUGAAAUGCUUGCUGAUACUGAUCACAAGUUGGCUCUUUUCUGAGUGUUGUGGCCUGGUGUGUGUAUGAAGCUUUUUAAAGGAUAUUUGAUUAACCUCCCUGCAGCAUUCUGCUUCUCUGCUCUGUCACAGUCUCUGCCCAUAGGAAACUUUAAUUUGUGCCUAAAGAGUUUGCUGCUUUAUAACUAUGUUGUCUGAGCAUUGAGGUAAUGAUACGGUGGCAGCCUUUGUGUUUGUUCAAUCUGGCCUGUCUACUCUACAAACAUCCCUCCCUCUUUCAUAUCACAGGUUCUGUGCUGUGCAGUUGCAGCAUCUGUCUUGCUCUAGAGCUGCAACUGGCCUCCAUCCUGGCUCUACCGCAUGGCUCUGCUGUUACAAAGUAGGGCUCUGUCUGUCUGUGUUCUGUCAUUGAAUGGAUCAGUGUCCUUUAUACUUGUUACAGACGGACAGCCAAGAGCUCCCAGGCACACUUCUUGUUAUCUUAUAUUUUGAGUAAUGUUUAUUUAAAAUGUUUUUAAUCUGAUUUCAAACAUUGACUGUUUUGUCAACCUUGGAGAGGAAUAACUGCCUGUGUCUAUAAAGCAGAUGUUAUUGCUCUGAGACAGACGGCGUCACUAAGAUAGGAACCAGUAGAGCUGCGUAGUGUGCAGGCUUUAGAUCCAGCAGUAACACCUCUAUCACAACUAUUCACCCACAGGAAUCAGGUUUGUUAUGCGCUGAGUGUGUCUGAGAGAUUCUACAGCAGACUGAAGGAGUGGUGGUAUUCUGUAGAGGAGAGAGAGAGGGGUGUGUGAUCAGACGUGUAUUGUUUUAGGGUUGCAGAGUAUACGUUUAAAAAGAAACAUAGUGGUUGAACCUCAUGUUUUUUGACAAUUAUACUCUCAUACGGGGGGAUAUGGUAUACUAACGUCAUCAUGCUUACAUGGUGUGUAUUCUAUCAAAACUGUUUUAGUUUUUAACAGUGAAUCAUUGCUAGCCUGGUGUCAGAUCUCUGUCUGAGGUAACCAUGGAAUUAGGAGUUGAACUGUAACCAUCUCCUGUCAUGUUCAUGCCAAACCUCCAGGAGUGACUAAAACAGAGACAGACUUAGUCACUGUUGGCAGGACACGAACCAUGGUGUGGUUCUAGGCUGGUAUAGGUCAGAUGAAGGUGUGCAUCAUGAGGUUGUAUAUCUCAUGGUGGUGUAGAUGUAGGAGAGGAUGUAAAGCUGAAGGUGGCUCUGUCGACGCUGGCUGAAUACUUCAAGGUUAUUUAUGCAACUUUUAAUAUGUCACAGUUAUUUAUCCACAAUUAUAUGAGAUGUGACAGGUAUGUAUGUACAGUAUCCUGUUUGUGUCCAGUGACCUGUUUGGGCUUGAGACUAAAGUUUUUUUGUAUUUGGAAACUUAAUAAAACACUGACGACACACAAUG